UCUUGAGGAGUCUUCACGACACGUCGCCUUCCCAUAGCACUGUUACAACACAAAUCACUUGCUUGGCGGGUUCUUCUUUUAUGAAUGAAGGUGUGGUUACGUCACUCCCUGUUUCGCAUGGUACAAACGAGCUGCCGUCGAUGCGGCAGCCAUCGCAACGGUAAUUUUUGCCGGGAAAUGUAUACGGACACGUGCUUCGCAUUGCACGUAGGUGCAGGAGUACCGUAUCAAUUAUGUGAUUUUGAUGGUUGUUUUGACCAUGUCCAUUUUAAAACCAUAAGCUGUUCUGUAUGUUGUAUGCGUGAUUGCAAAGAACAUAUACGCUGUUGGCUUCAUUUUGUUGAGUGCUCGUAGUCUGCCUUAAGGGGCUAUGAGGAAGGAAGGAAGGAAAAAGUGGAGAAGGAAGGCAGGGAGGUUAACCAGUUUAGCCAGUUAAACCAGUUUAGCCAGUUAACCAGUUUAACCAGUUAAAAAGGGGCUAUGAGCCAUUGCAAUUGGGGUAUGGGCUACUGAUGAUGAUAGUUCUCAGUCAACGCAACGCCAGAAAAAAAAAUUCCGAGAUCCUAGCAAUAGACACGUUCGAUGUAAAAGAAAAAAAAAGUGAGUCGCUAUACAAAUGAGAUGGUGGUAUAUGCUUUAUAGCGUUUCUGUAUACUAACUUGGUCUACUUACGUAUUGCUACAUAGGUACUAAAUUUGUUUUGCUGAGAAAUUUGCUGAUUUAAACGUUUAUGUUGAGAUCCUCGACACCGGAGAUAAAUUUGCUGUUCGAGGUCAUGGGAACGCAUGGAACUAUUGAAUCUGUGCAGCGGACUGCAACGUAUAGCUUAAGGAUUCUGUGGCCUGGAGGAGUCAUACCAUACAUCAUCGAUGCUACACUUGGCACACCUCAAAAUGUCAAAAUAAUCAAGAAUGCCAUGGACCAUAUCGAGAAGGAGACGUGUCUACGCUUCGUUAAACGAACCAACCAGGCAGACUAUGUCCGUCUUGUAUCCAAAGAAGGGUGCUACUCGUACCUUGGUCGCACUGGCGGCCAGCAACCGUUGUCCUUGGGCCGCGGCUGCCUCUACCACGGCACAGUGACGCACGAGCUGAUGCACGCGGUGGGCUUCUUCCACGAGCACACAAAUCCCGAGAGGGAUCGCUACAUCGAGGUCUUCCCAAAAAAUAUUAUAAAGGAGUUCCUGCCACAAUUUCGGAAGCUGGAGCCUGAGGACGCCCUAUUGCUGACACCAUUCGACUACGACUCGGUUAUGCUGUAUGGAUCGGAUUCAUUUACCCGUGAUCCCAAUCGCCCCUCCAUGCUGGCAAAGGAUGGCAGUAGGCUCAAGGAAGUCUACGACAAAAAGGGGCCUAGUUCGUCGGAUUUUCGUCGCAUUUCCAAGCUGUACAAAUGUAGGUAGUGAUAUCGGAAUCUCGUGCGCCUGAUGUCAUUUCACAAAUAGUACAUUCCAUCAAAGAAGCCCAGAAUUGAUACGAACGUGCCUUUAAAAAGACGCCACAAGAAUAAAAAAACGGGAAUACGUGCAGAGAAGGAAAUGGCUAUCGGUAGAAAGACCUGCAGUACUUGUGGGCCUCACUCGGUGGUCGGCACCUGAACGAUAAGACGCGCUACCAAACAGUGCGAAUACAGUGUGAUUCGGUGUUUUAAUAGGCUACGAACACGCCUUCAAAGAAUAAAUGCUCUUGACUCGUCUG
Dermacentor andersoni is the source of this 1697-nucleotide messenger RNA. RefSeq names its product zinc metalloproteinase nas-6-like. Gene Ontology annotation, biological process: proteolysis. The record is from RefSeq and is a predicted model, not a curated record. Gene Ontology annotation, molecular function: zinc ion binding; metalloendopeptidase activity. NCBI's taxonomy places the organism in Eukaryota, Metazoa, Arthropoda, Arachnida, Ixodida, Ixodidae.